Blastomyces dermatitidis ER-3 is the source of this 1896-nucleotide messenger RNA. RefSeq lists its product as uncharacterized. The coding region runs from base 325 to 798 and encodes 157 amino acids. The record is from RefSeq and is a predicted model, not a curated record. The transcript has a single exon. NCBI's taxonomy places the organism in Eukaryota, Fungi, Ascomycota, Eurotiomycetes, Onygenales, Ajellomycetaceae.
GGGUUGAAGCUUCGGGAGUGCUAUGAUGAUUAGAGAAUCCGUUCAUCUGCACCGCUGGUGGUUCUCCAGCGGACCCGGAACCAACAAAAACACCCAGAGUUUUUGAACCAUUGGUUCAUCUGUAGGAUAUUGAAGAGACUUGUAAGAUCUAAGUUGUAAGAGAUAAGUUGCAUAAAGGAAGUCGUCCUCCCCUCUUCCCCCCUCCCCCAUUGUCCAAUCUUAUAUUCAGCCAGGUCACCUCCUGUUAUCGUUCCAUCAUACAGUCUGCCAUAAUAGGUUAUCUGGUCCGUCCUCUCGCCGCACACACGAAUCCAAGCACUGCUCAUGUUACGAGAACCUAUUAGGACAUACCAUACCACGGACCACGGGGAAGAAAUAAAUGAAGAAAUGAAGUUCCCCUUCCCCCUCGCCCUCAGCGCACUUGCCGCACUCGCGCCCCUUGCAUGGGCCACCCCCGCAAUUGCCGCGCACUCAAAAGGGUUAGAACAACCACCCUACCGCACGGGACUCUCCGAUCUGGACCCGCAGGUGCAAUUCUGCGCGAGCUAUUUCCUCUGCAAGACUGAUGAAGAGUGUUCGAAGCUGGAAGAUUGCAGGGUAAAAGCCCAUUAUGACCCGACCAGAAUCUUUUGUGGGUACCUUUUCUAUUACUAUCAAUGUGUUGUACGCGGAUCUCCAGAUCCUUAUGCCAGCACGAGGUUUGAUAAGGCAGCUGCUGGGCUGUCUGCUCCUACUUCUACUGCUGUUGCUGCUGCUUCUGCUCAUAAUUUUGCUCCUACUGCUGCUUCUCAAAUGUGAAUAAUGAUGAUGGUGAUGGUGACGAUGAUGAUUUGAAUCUGUUUGAUGUUUCUUCUUUUUCUCUAUAUCCUUGAAGACAUCAACUGUGUAUGGCACUUGUUUUAGCUCUUGCUAUUUUUGUUAGAAGUUUUCAUAUUAUCACAAAGUUUCAAUCUGUCUACUCGGGGCCUCUCAAUGUGUUUUGAGUUGAUGCAGGCAUACCUAAAUUGGCUCACUAUUCACAUUUGGCCCCCAUGCCUGAGAAAGAAAGUGCUUGCUCUGCUUGGUUUGCAGGAAUAUGAUUAUAUAUCCGCUUGAGAUGGUAUAAUAUAGAUAGAUCUCUUUGAGACAUCUUGAGGAGCUACAAGGUAGGCAGGCAGGCAGACAAAAAAAAAGCGAGUAAAUCUUUCAAUCUUCAACCCCCUUUUACAGGCAGAGGUCUCAAAGAGAAUUGGCAGACAGAGGGCAGAGUGGCAGAGAUCUCUAACUAUUUUCAUAAACUAUGUAUGAGUGUUUCGUCACCGAGACAAGAGAACUUUAACCUCGCUCAUCAUUAGCGCCAUCAUCAUCAUCAUCAUCGUCAUCAUCAUCACCUUCAUCUCUCAGGACAGAUACGCUACAGCGUAGUAUGGGCUAAAAGUGUAAUAGCAGACAGAACAUUGGAAGCAAACCUUGGGAGUUAGGUUACGGUGGGGUGGGGGUGGAGGGAGAGGAGCUAAGCACCGAAUUCAGCCGCUCACCUGCCGCUUGGGGUCCGCCGCCCAACAACGUUUGACAGGCGGAAAUAUUUUUCUAGCUCUAUCUUGUCACACCUAGGAGAGAAACAAUGGAAAUUCAUUAGAGCUCCGAAGGAAGAAGGGGGGAAUAUAUUGGGUGCUAAAUAUAUAGCCAACACACACAGGUAUGGUUAUAAUAGUUGAGAUGAGUAUAUAUAGACAGUAAUCUGCGACAUUGCAGAGUAUAUAAAAAAACAAAGAAAAAGAGAGAAAUUGAUCUAUGUUGAGAUGCAGGUGAGUGUUCAAAAAUACAAUACAAAGCUGUAAAGAACUGCUUUUUUUAGUUAAAAUCUGUUUAUUAAUUAGUGUCUGAGAUUGAUCAGAACUUCAUAUAUAGAGAGUG